CGGGACUCCGUAUCGGCUUUUCAUUCGCUUGUGUGGCACUUGUUCUCCAUCUUUCCCCAGUUCCUUUGCGUUUAAACAGGCACAAUGUCUGACUACGGUGACCACGGUGACGAGGACAACUAUGACUUCGACGCCGGUCAGGACUACGAUGACAAUGAGCCCGAAGACUUCUUGAACCCCGAGGACAUUGAGGGCGUGGAAGGCGCAGAAGCAUACGGAGAGGAUCACUACACUCCCGCAGUCAAUGGAGAUCGUGUUGUCGUUUCGGGCGAUCCUAGCGCCGGAUACUCGGGGAAAGUGAUGGAGCAAGUGCGGGAAAGGAAGGUGCCAAACGACCAGCGCACGACAACCCCAUACAUGACCAAGUAUGAGCGGGCGCGUGUUCUGGGCACCAGGGCCUUGCAAAUCAGUAUGAACGCUCCUGUGCUUGUGGAUCUGGAAGGAGAGACAGAUCCCUUGCAAAUCGCCAUCAAGGAACUGAACCAGAAGAAAAUUCCCCUCAUCGUGAGAAGAUAUCUGCCUGAUGGAUGGUACGAGGACUGGACAUGCGAAGAAUUACUCUAAAUAAAAAGAUGGAAUGGGCGGCUGUGUAUUGGAAAUUGGGCUCUUUCUAUUAUCAUGUACGUUCUUUCAUUCCUUGUGUGCAGCAUAGCGUUUGGAGUUUUGGAGUAGGAAAGCGGACCAUAAUGGCUAGCCAGCCUUGGUCACUGGGAAGGGAAAAAACCACAAAACGAUAACGCAGUACAGUUUAUUGCAAUAUAGAAAAAGAAAAAAUAGUUUUGAU
Messenger RNA from Aspergillus nomiae NRRL 13137, 784 nucleotides. Its product is annotated as DNA-directed RNA polymerase core subunit RPO26. The transcript has 4 exons. Gene Ontology annotation, biological process: DNA-templated transcription. Gene Ontology annotation, molecular function: DNA binding; DNA-directed RNA polymerase activity. Gene Ontology annotation, cellular component: RNA polymerase II, core complex; nucleus; RNA polymerase I complex. The coding region runs from base 85 to 564 and encodes 159 amino acids. Lineage: Eukaryota; Fungi; Ascomycota; Eurotiomycetes; Eurotiales; Aspergillaceae. The record is from RefSeq and is a predicted model, not a curated record.